This is a messenger RNA of Trichoderma citrinoviride, 792 nucleotides long. RefSeq lists its product as hypothetical. The transcript is spliced from 2 exons. Lineage: Eukaryota; Fungi; Ascomycota; Sordariomycetes; Hypocreales; Hypocreaceae. The record is from RefSeq and is a predicted model, not a curated record. Bases 1 to 792 code for a protein of 263 amino acids.
AUGUCAUCUGUCGAUGGGUACUAUAACGCACUCAGGCAAUCUCUGCCGACAACAUCUCCUGUCACAAGGUCGUGGAAGGGUGAUGAAAACAACCUGUUUUCUCCCCUCGCCCUGUACUUCAGAGGUGAUGACUUUCCAACAGAAAAGAAGGGUGAGAAAACCAUGAUUGGACAGAAUGGUUGGCUUGAGUGUACAGAGCAAACCGACCGCAACAAAAUAAAACAGACGCCACAGAAGAAGACGGGCAUAUUGGAUGGCAUCCGGAAGAUUGCGAAGGAUGUGAGUCGACGAACUCAACCAGCUGCGAAAGGAUCGGUGGGUACACAUGCCGCAGUAUCGCUUGAUCCCAGGGAACAAAGCCUCUUGUACUGUGAGCUCGAGUUCAACCUUACGACGGCUCUCAAUACCUACAUCAGCGAAGAGCUCGACAAGGGCCACCUCUCCCCAGACAAUCUGAAGAGGGUAUCGGAUGAAUGGCACCAGAAAGGCCACCACAAGGUGAUCGGCUUCAGAUAUGACCUAGAGACACAGCUGGAGCUCGUCAGUCUUCACAUCAACGACUUCAGCUUCUACGGCCGCCGACAAGGCAAUACUACCGAGAUCGCCCUUCUGCUGAAUGAGAUGAAGAUGAAUGCGCGCAACAUGCGUAUCCGGACCUUCUGCCAACCGGAUACUACUGUUGCGAAGCACCUCGUUGACUCGCAGUCGCUGUUUAACUUGAUCAACGCUUCGGCCAGUCAGCAAAUUGCACUAGCGGAAAUAGCCCGUUUCUUCAAGCUGCUCUUGAAGUGA